GCGGCCUGCCGUGGAGGUGGACCCGGCGCUCCGCACACAGUCACACUCCGCGCACUCACAUACUUGGAAGCGCCUCCCCACGUCCCUCCCCUGCCCUCCUCUUGCUCUGCUCUUCUCUCUCUCACCACAAAUAGUCGCCGACCGACUGCCAAUCCGUGUCUCUCUCUCUCCCUCUCUCUCAACAACAUGACUGACUGGGAAGCGGUGGCUCAGGCAGAGCCGCUCUGCUGGCGCAGGCAGGAGGAGAAGGAGGAUUAUUAAAAAACGCAGCUCGACUCUGCAACUGGGAGUGGAGAAAAGGAGCCCAACAGCCGAGAAGGGGAGGGAGGGCAGAGGAAGGGACCAGGAAAGACACCCCCGUGCCCCGAAGACAUACAUUUCUGAGUGCCCGGGAGGAGCCUUAACAAGCGGCGCGGAGCCCUUCAAGAAUUAGAAGCAAUUCUGCUUUUUUCUCCCUCUCUCGUGGGAUCUGGAAUAUGCAAUGAAGUCAGAAAGCACUUGUCUUUUUACAGUUGAAUACCUUCCCACUGAAAUGUAACACAUAUUCUCCCAUCUCUACCCCCAAGAAAGGCUGUUAAAAAUAAUGCACACACGUUUUAUUGUAAAGCUGGUUUUAUUAAAAGCCUUGGGGAGGAAAGAGAAGCAAGACACCUAGGCUGCUAAGUUGGCUAUCACAGUGCAAGCCUUGGAGUCCCAAUGGGGGACUCAGGAUCAAGACGAUCUACCCUGGUCUCCCGGUUGCCAAUAUUCAGGAGAAGUAUUAGCAGAAGACAUGAUUCUCUUCCUUCUUCACCGUCCUCCAGUAAUACAGUUGGUGUCCACAGUUCCUCUCCUUCCAGCACUAACUCAAGCUCAGGUAGUACAGGUAAACGCAGGAGCAUAUUCCGUACUCCUUCCAUUAGUUUCCACCAUAAGAAGGGAAGUGAACCUAAGCAAGAUGCUACCAACCAGAACCUUAGUAUUUCAAAUGGUGCUCAAUCUGGUCAUAGCAGUAUGCCAAAACUGAGUUUGGAAGAACAUAUUAAAACCAGGGGAAGACAUUCUGUUGGUUUUAGCAGUUCGCGAAAUAAGAAGAUAACAAGAUCUUUAACAGAAGAUUUUGAAAGGGAAAAGGAGCACUCAACUAAUAAGAAUGUCUUUAUAAAUUGCCUAAGUUCUGGCAAAAGUGAGGGGGAUGAUUCUGGAUUCACAGAAGAACAAACUCGCCGUUCUGUUAAGCAGUCAACAAAGAAACUACUUACUAAAUCCUUUUCAUCUCACUAUAAAUUUUCUAAACCAGUUCCACAGAGUCAAUCCAUUUCAUUGGUACAACAGUCUGGAUUCUCAUUGGAAAUUACACAGUACCAAGAGAGAGAGCCUGUAUUAGUAAGAGCUUCUCCAUCUUGUUCCGUGGAUGUAACAGAACGAGCAGGAAGCUCUUUACAAUCUCCGCUGCUUUCUGCUGAUCUCACAACAGCUCAGACACCUUCAGAGUUCUUAGCCUUGACUGAAGAUUCUGUGUCUGAAACGGAUGCAUUUCCUCAAAGUGGAAGUAUGGCAUCCCACUGUGACAACUUUGGCCACAAUGAUUCUACCUCUCAGAUCUCUUCCAAUCCUGCUGCUGUUACAAAGACAACAAUAGACCUUAUGGGAACUGUUCCCUGUGCAAUUAUGUCUCCUGGAAAAUACAGGUUAGAAGGCCGAUGUAGCACUGAAUCUAAUUCCUUAUCAGAAACCUCUGCUGCUAAUCAGAAGGAAGUGUUAUUGCAAAUCACUGAACUACCUGUUAUGAAUGGGAACAACUCAGAGACUCACCUAUCAGGUGAUAUGCAAAGAGAAGAACAUGUGGUAGUACAAAAUGGUGAAAAAAUGUUGGCGACAAGCUCCCCAAGGAAACUUGGAUUUUAUGAGCAACAUAAAGCAAUAGCUGACCGUGUUAAAGGGAUUCAUCCUAUUUCAGAUUCAAGGAUAAUACCCUCUUCUGGUGAUCAUCAUAUUUUUAACAAAACAUCAUAUGGAUAUGAAUCAAACCCUGCCAAAGUUCUUGCCAGUAGCUUCAGUCCAUAUCGUGAAGGAAGAUUUAUAGAAAGGCGACUGCGAUCCUCAUCUGAAGGAACUGCAGGGAGUAGCAGAAUGAUUUUGAAACCAAAAGAUGGAAAUGUAGAAGAAGUGAAUAGUCUAAGAAAGCAAAGAGCAGGUUCAUCAUCUUCAAAAAUGAACAGCAUGGAUGUUUUGAAUAAUUUGGGAUCUUGUGAACUGGAUGAAGAUGAUCUAAUGCUUGAUCUAGAGUUUUUGGAGGAACAGAAUCUUCAUCCUUCGGCAGUUUGUCGGGAGGAUUCUUACCACUCCGUAGUCUCAUGUGCUGCUGUGGUUCUACCAACGAUAGAAAUGAAGAAAAGAGAAGAACUAAAAUUUCCUGAACCUUCCAAACAGAAUCUUUCCCUGAAAUUAACAAAAGACAUUGAUCAGGAAGUCAGGUGUUCCCAUAUCAGCCGAAUGCCCAGCAGUCCAUCUGCAGACUGGCCCCUGCAAGGUGUGGAAGAAAAUGGAGGCCUUGAUUCUCUGCCCUUCAGACUGAUGUUACAGGACUGCACAGCCGUCAAGACGUUGUUAUUAAAGAUGAAAAGAGUUCUUCAAGAGAGUGCAGAUAUGAGCCCAGCAAGUAGCAUCACUUCACUUCCUGUUAGUCCUCUUACUGAAGAGCCAUUGCCCUUCAAGGAUAUAAUGAAAGAUGAAUGCUCACUGCUGAAGCUGCAGCUGAAAGAGCGGGAUGAACUCAUUUCCCAACUUCAGGAAGAGCUGGAAAAAGUCCAGCAUUUACAGAAGGCUUUUGCUUCCAGAGUAGAUAAAUCCACACAGACUGAACUUCUAGGCUAUGAUGGUUUGAACCUGAAAAGACCGGAGGCAGUACAAGGAGGGAGAGAGGCUACGUAUCGAAAUCGAAUUGUGAGCCAAAGUCUCAGCACAAGGGACAGAAAAGCAAUGCAUACUCCCACCGAGGACCGUUUUAGAUACUCAGCAGCUGAUCAGACAAGCCCCUACAAAAGUAAGACCUGUCAACUAUCAAGUCUAUGUUUAAGUAAUUUCUUGAAGGACAAGGAACUAGUGGAAGUUAUCAAACACUCAAGAGGAACUUAUGAAACCCUCACAUCAGAGGUCACCCAGAAUUUACGAGCCACCGUAGGGCAGAACUCUCUGAAGCCAACAGCUAAGACCGAAGGGCCUUCCACAUUCUCAGAGAAACCAAAGGACCAAGCUACUGUGGCCCGACAGCAUUCGACCUUUACAGGAAGGUUUGGACAGCCACCAAGAGGGCCAAUCUCUUUACACAUGUACAGCAGAAAGAAUGUUUUUCUCCACCACAAUUUACACACCACUGAGCUGCAAACUCUAGGCCAACAGGAUGGAUAAUUAAAUCACCCUAUUCCUGUCUCUUGGUAGGAUAAGGAUGGGUAGUGUUUCUCGUGCAUAGCUCAUGUUUAAAUUGUCAUAUCCUUACUUAUUUUUAGUUAUAAACAAAGAAUUGUGCACUUUUUUUUUUUUUUUUUAGAAUGAGGGUUCAGGCAUGUUAAUUGAAUUAGGUUCGGUAGCCUUGAAGACUUUAUUAUAUAUAUGUAUAAUAAAUGGGACCAUCUUGUUGGUUUAUAUAGUCCAUAGUUUAUUUAUCUUUAUCAGUCACUGAUAUGCAUUGACGUUUCAGAAGGUAAUAAUAUCAAAUAGCACUCUGUUCACUUAAUGGUGUUACUGUGAAAAUAGACGUGAGGAAUAAAUAGAUAAAGGAACUGUAAAGAAUUUUAAAUUACAUAGUUAAUAGAAGGAGAAGAAAAGAAGGAUUUUAAAGUCUUAUAUUUGAUGUGUAUUUAUUUGAAGAAUGAAGCUUGCUUGCAUGUAACCUAGAGAUACGUCUGCCUCUCUAUUACAUACAUUCAAGCUUAUCCUGCCAUACUCUUAAGGGAGAUACGGCUAUUUCUUUUAUCCUCUAAAUGUUUAGUUCACACUGGUUCACAAAGGAUUUCAGACUGAGUAAUUGCUAUCCAAAUAGAGAAUGACAGCUCUGAUCUUUGAAAAUUUUUGCUUUCCGUUUUGCUAUGGCUGUUGAAGUAGUAGGACAUAACACAGUGAGGUGGUAAAGUUGGGUGAAUUCUAUCAAAUGAUGCAUAAAGCGUGACAUGUUAUAUUCUGAGUCACUGUCAUGGCAAUAUCAGCAUUUUUUUUUCAAUCUGAAGGAUGGGUCAUUCCAAGAAAACUAUUUUAUUUCACUUUCCUUGUAUUUUUAACAUUUUUACUUAUUUUUAUGUAUGUCCAAUUUUGCUCACUAUGUAUCAAUUGCUUUAUGUGAUGAGUUGAGGAACAGGAAGUCAGUUUCUUGGUAGCCCAGUAUACACAAUUCUGACAACUCAGUCAUCUAGAUUUAGAAGAAAAAGUAAAUAUAUGUGAAAUUUGGCAGUUUGAUCUCAGAAAUAAAUCUCUAACAGAAAUGUUUAAAACUCAUUUCACGGGAAAUAUUUCUCUUUAACAAACAAGGCCUAAUAUGUUUUGUACAUAAGUGCACAUGAGAUGACCAAUAAAUCUAAAUAAAUCCUUUAUGUUUAAUUAAUAACAGCUGCACACAACUGUAGAACUAAAUAAAUAAAUAGUUUUAAAACAGUAAGGAUCAGGGCUGCAAUUUUCUUAUACAGAAAUAAAAGCUAGUAACUUUAUCCAUAUUAGGCAUAGUCCCUGCAAAUUGAAAUUGUCAUACCUACUGCAUGAUGUUUCCCUUGCAUUCUCUAACAGACAGACUCCAUCAGCAUGUACAAAUGAAAUGAAUAAAGGGAAAUUGAGAUAGCAGUUUUAGCAUGGCAUCUGACUAAUCUGCUUAAAUUAAAGCUGUGUAUGAAAUGCAUCUCUUAAUACAAAAAUGGAUUAAAGUUCUAUCAUUUGGGGAAAAGCCAUUAAAUUUCCUCCCAGCUCUAACUAUUAAACUUUGCUCCAUUUUUACACUUUGAUUAGAAUUGGUAAGAGUCAAGAGCCUAGUGGAAAUGUUUUACUUUUAAUUUUGGUUUUCCAAAGGAAGACACAUGUGCAUCAAGACAAAUGUUUGCCAAAUGUUUUCUUUGUGUGUUUGUAAUUCUGCCAAAAGAGAACAAUACACACAGAAAUUUGCUUGGUUGAAUGAGACUGUGAUCUAAAAUUCCCACUCUACUUUAGAUGCUAUAAUAUUCACGCAGAUAUACAUUUUGGUCUGGGCAAUAUUUAAGAAAUGAUAGAAAAACUAUGAGUAUUAAUUGUGGAAUUCAGCUUCAUUUGUCCUGAAUGUUGGUGUGUGUUGCUAGAAUAUUUGAAGUCUGUAAAUAAAUUAGCAUGAUAAAAUAAUCAAGGAUUUUUUCCCAGGAUAUGGAAGAACUAUGUAUCACAAAUAAUGUUUUUGAUUUGGACUUUUGGAGUUUAUAGUUUUGUUUUUCUGAAAGAUAGACUUUUGAAUUAUGCUUUGUAAAAAUAUAGUCUAUUUAAGAAAAUCUGUCAUUUAAUAGACAUUUUAAGAGAUGUUUUAAACACUAGUAUUUUCUUGAAAAAUCUUUUUUAAAGCUGAAACGUUCAAAAAGAAAACCUGGAUUCAACAGUUCAAUUUUAAAAGGAGGGGUAUUUUUUGGAAAUAUCAUCUUAGAGCUGUUUUGUAUCAGUAUUUUCAGCAUUGUUAUAAUAUUAUUUGUAAUACUAAGUGUAACUCAGGCCUGGAGAAGUUGUAAGCCCGCUCUGCUGGUGUACAUCAGUAACUGUAAAGCAGGGCUCCUUUGUAAGUUCCUCUCGUGUAUGUACAGUAACUCAGAACAAUGGCACGUGGGUAUUCUUUCAGCAAACUGAUCUCUUUGUACGAAAAUCUCUAGUUUUCUAAGGCAGUUCCAUGUAUAAAAAUGAUUUAUACAUUUCUCCAAGGCGGUACAUAUCCAAAGACAUGACACCAGGGGGAAAAAGUGCUUGUUUUUCUGAGGGAAGCAGUUGUCUUUUCUUUCCGUUCCUCUUUCUUCUGUGCAUGUGUGUGUGUAGCUGAGCCGAAGCAACCCUGUAAAAUGUCUGCUGCAAAUGGUCUCUUCUGAAUGUUGAAUGUGUUUUAAAGGACACUUAAGAAGAGAUAUUCCUUGAGGAAAAGCUGUUUCCACCGGAAAUAAACUGUUCCUGUUUUUGUAAUUAUUGGAACAUGCAACUCUUUCUAUGAACUCAGUGAUUUUUUUUUGAGUAAUUUUAUAUGCUAACAGAGUCACAGCAAAAUCAUGAAGUAUCUCUCCAACUAUUUUUGCUUCUUUGGAGCACCAUCGUUUUUGUGCAAAUGACACCCUGAGACUGUAGGUGCAAAAUGCUCAAGGUAUGAAUCUACCAGUAUCAAUAUGCUCAGGGUAAGAACCUAGAGCCACACAUUGUUCAACUUGCUUUCAUCAUUUAUGGAUUGAGAUAUAAAUAAAAUAGCAAGCCUCUAGUCACCAUUAAACAUUUGUAGACAUGCCCAUACUUCCCUAGCUUAAAAUGUUUACAAAUGGUCAUGAUUACUCUGAGUUUUCCAAGGUUUAAUCCAACCCAUGGUCAUUAUUUCCCGAGUGUUAUUGAAUUCAAAAGAAAUUUCACUUUUUUUUUUUUUUUUUUUGCCUUGUGUGUGUUUGAGAUAAUACCUCCCCCUGAAAAGUUGGCAUUUUUUAAUUAUCAUGUAUUUACAGAUCACAUCCCCAAGAUAAGUAACAAUAUUCCACUAGUCCUCCCAGGAACUUUCUUAGUAACUUAGUUCUAAGUUGAUGGAACAGUAAGAGCAGUUUAUUGACUGUCAAGUAGUGUUGCUCCACAUGCAUUAUCACCUUUCCCAUUAUAAAAAAGUGGUACUCCAAUACAGUGAGUAACUUGGAAUACAGAGUAUAAUCUUAUAAUCUCAAUUUUGUCCCACAUUUUCACCUUCAGAAUUAUACAUUUGAAUAUCUGUAGAAGUAUGAAGUGCUUCAAACCAGCCCUUAAACUCUAUGUGCUUAAAAAUGGAAUAAGAAAGGGUAUAUCUAAAGGUGCUGUCUGAAAUUGCCAUCCAUGUGACUGAAUCACAUUCCCCAUGGCUGAGGCUUUUCCCUGGGUGAUAGAUCAGUUUAAAUGCAGCACUGAUUCAUUUAUACCAGGAUUUUAAUUGCAUUCUGGGACUCGACUCUAGGCAUUAUUAUCAUGUCUAUUAUGGUUUUUUUUUUUUUUUUUUUGUACAAGAAACAGGUCAAUUAUACAUUAUGUAUCCUUUGGGAAUUUAUACCUCCUGGAAUUUAACCUUUUUUUUUCUUGUUCAUUUUCCAUGAGCUAACUUCAUCAUGCCAACUCUAGGCUAUAUCUAAACAUGUGGCAGGGAUGAUAGAAAAUAUAAACUGUCUGGGCUCUUAUAAAAAGCUGAAUUACACUGUGUAGAAAAGCAAACAGCCAACUAUCAACCAAAGAAGCCUACUCCUCUAGUAUACAUUAUCCCCAGAUUUUUAUUUUUCAAAUCUUAAUCUGUGCCGUGUUCUUUCACCAAUAGUCAGAACCACAAACAUAUCCAUAAACUAUUUACAAUGAAUUUGAUCUUUCUCAGAACCCAGCUGCAGUUCCAAGUAGCAUAGGCCAAAUACAAAAGUAAAAGAUACACCUUCCAGUUGUGUUACAUAUGGAAAAGAAUGAAAGUAGUAUACCUUAUUUUAGACCCGGAGAGUUUUCCACAAAAAUCUUGACGCAAUAAAAAAUUCCUAAUACAGAGUGGGUUUCUUCCACCUGAAUGUGGUAUAUCAUGAUUCUUUCUAGAGAAGUUUCAAUGAAGUCCCUUUAACUUUACUGAUUUAAUCUAACGAACUUACUUUUUGGUUCCUGAACAUAAAAUUCAAGAAAAGGAGCUUCUGUAAUCAUCCUUUCCAAACAUUACCUCAUUGCUUUAGUAAGCUCAGAUUACAUAACAAAAUACUAUAGACUGGGUGGCUUAAUCAAUAGACACUUAUUUCCCAUAGUUCUGGAAGAUGGAACAUCUAAUAUCCAAGUGCAAGCAGUUUCAGUUCCUGGCUUGCAGACAGCUGUGUCAUUUUGGCUAUGUCCUCCUCUCAUAAGGCCACUGAUCUUGUCACAUGGCCCCAAUAUCAUGACUUUAUCUAAACCUUAAUAUUUUCCAAAGGCCCCACCUCCCAAUACCAUCACACUGGGGUUAAAGCUUCAAAAUAUGACUUUAGAGGGAACACAAAGAUCCAUUCCAUAGCAUUAAUUUUCAGCUUACAACUACCUAAUAAGCUCGCUAUUGCUUUACUCAUUUCAUGAAUGAGAUCAGAAAGGUAGGUAAUUUCCCAAGGACAUGCAGCAUGUAUGUUGACCUGGAUUCCAUAAUCCUUGAUCUUUCCUUUUAUACUAUGCUCCAGAGUAGGCUCCCUACCAAGGAAGUCUCCAGAGUAGGCUCCCAGAGUGACCAGUGCUCCCAAGGAAGCAGAGUAACUCAAGGAAAUAUGUGCUGCCCCAUUCUCCUUUACUCUUACAAUUCCAUUGAUAUUGCUAGGGAAGAUCAUCUGAGUAAUGAAUGAUCUAUUUUAGCAAAAAAGCUACUUAUUCAAAAGCAUUUUUAAAACAAGUAUUGAUGUUUAGAUCAAUAAAUAUAGAAUCCUGAGAGGAAAGAACUUAUUGUAUUUCAAGGUUGUCUCCUAGAAAAUUUGACAUCCUAAAUUUCUUUUUUUGAAGGCAAUUGGAAAAAACACUGAUGUAAUUUAUAAUGUUAUAUAUUUUUUUUUAAAGGAGAGGGCCAAUAAAGUGUCUAACGUAAGGAAAACAUACAGUAGGUGAAAAAUAAUGUAGUUAUCAGAUUAUCUUAUUUUUUUCCUUCAUUUUCUGAGGCUAUUGAUAUAGAUAUCAUUGAAUUUGAUACUUUUGUGUUGCCUUGUAUACAUCUAAAAAACAAGAUCUUUACAAAAUUAGUUUGGAUAUUUCUAUGUAGGGACAAAAAUUACAGCUGAUUUAAAGUAUCUUAAAUAUUUGGAAAGAAUUAAAAUAAAAUGGGAAAUGCAAAUUUAUUCAUCCUAAAUUUUAAGUAAUAUACACUCUGUAGUUAAUCAUAUACAUACCUAAAUAAUGGUCUGAACAAAAGAUAAUCCUAUCGUUAAUCAUCUCUUCCAAAAUCUUAUUUUCAGGAAUGCAAAAUAAUUUGAAUAUUAGCUAAACCCUAUUUUUAGAGGGAAAAGAAACUAUUUGAUGUAUUCUAAUAUACAUGGGUCUGAGAUUAACAGCAUAACAAUGUUUUCUGUUCUCUAAAACUAUAAAUUUAGUGAAAAAGAUAAUAGCAAAUUACUCUGGAAAUUAUAAUUUUUAAUAAUAUUGAAUGCCAUAGUAUAAUUUCUUUUGUGGCUCUUGAUUUCCCAAUAAGGGCAGUGAUUUUAUUUAAUGGAAAUUUCCUUUCCAUUUGACUACUAUUCUGAGAAAAAAAAUCAAUACACUUAAGCAUGGUGAUUAAAAAUAUAUAUAUAUAUAUAAUUCCUGCGCAAAAUAAAAUUUAAAACAAAAAAUAUGUUGUGUGGUACCUGAGUACUUUCAUUAUAUUGUCUUAGUGAUAGAUUGAUUUACACAUGUAUUCACACUAUGCAUAAAGCAAUGUGAUUUCUAGAUUCUUGAAAGUUGUGAUGAUUGGCAAGAGGCAAAUCAGCCACUUAUUUCAUCAGUCAGUUGACCUGAUUUGUAUUUCCACUUCCUUUGCCACUGGGCCUUUCUUAGUUCAUGAUAUCCAGUAAUAAAGUACAGUAUCCCAGGGGCCAUUGGGAGAUUAUAAUACUAUCAUUUCAUUUCAAUUUAUGUGUGGAAUCUUUUCAUUCUGUUUAUACUCUUUAUCUCCAUAUUUUAUAACUGGUCACAAUAAAAAAAUGUACCUUAUGAUGUUUUGACUUUAUAAUUUACAAAACCUUGUUUUAUCAAUUCUAUGUGUUUUAUAGUAACACAAAAAAUACAAAAUCUGCUAAAUUCUCUCUUUCUCUCUCUCUCUCUUUCUCACCACACACACACACACACACACACACACACAGUUUUCUAAAAUGGCUGGAAGAUGGAUGAUUCAGAACAUUUGAAACAGUUAAUGAGUAUGUAUCCAUUUGGUAUCCAUACCAGCCAAUAGGGAAGAACAUGCAUUAAAAAUUCGGUUGCAAUGCCUUGAAAGCAUACCGUAACAUUUUAUGUUUAAACUUAUCAGGUGUUCUCCACAGCCUCACAACUUCAGAGUAAAUGGUGCUCCUCUGUUGUAUGGUCUUAUGUAAUGUGAUUUCAAAAAACUGAAA
Mirounga angustirostris (Northern elephant seal) is the source of this 10241-nucleotide messenger RNA. It is a transcript of the gene CCSER1, whose product is annotated as coiled-coil serine rich protein 1. Bases 697 to 3390 code for a protein of 897 amino acids. The transcript is spliced from 13 exons. The record is from RefSeq and is a predicted model, not a curated record. Lineage: Eukaryota; Metazoa; Chordata; Mammalia; Carnivora; Phocidae.